UCAGAGUGAAAGAGGAGGAGGAUGUUACAGUGGAGGAAGAGAAAGAGGAGGAUGCAGUUUUUGGACUGAAAGAGGAGGAGGGGGAGAUGACUGUCACAUCCAAAAAGGAGGAGGAAACUGGAUAUCUGGUCCCGGUUAUCCAAACUCAUCUUAAGGCAACCAAUGGUUCUAACGAUGAACUGAGCCGUAAGAUGGUUUUGAGAAACGGGGCUCUGAUUAACACUAGAGAGAGACGGGACUACCGUGGGUCCUCUGGGGAGCCUCAACAACCUCAUGAUGCUGACAAGGCAGAGAAGACUCUCUCCAGAUCAGAACAUGUCAAGAAACCCCAGCAGAGAUCCACAGGGAAGAGAACUCACUGCUGCUCUGACUGUGGGAAGAGAUUCACCACCUCAUCAGGCAUUAAAAUUCAUCAGAGAAUCCACACAGGAGAGAAACCUCACGGCUGUGAUCAAUGUGGGAGGAGUUUUGUUCAAUAUGGCCAUCUGAAGAUACACCAGAGAACACACACAGGAGAGAAACCUUAUAGCUGUACUCAAUGUGGGAAGAGUUUUAGUCAUUCAACCAGCCUGAUAUCACACCAGAGAACACACACAGGAGAGAAACCGUAUAGCUGUGAUGAAUGUGGGGAGAUUUUUACUCAGCUAAGCAGCCUGAUAUCACACCAGAGAACACACACGGGAGUGAAACCGUACAGCUGUGAUGAAUGUGGGAAGAGUUUUACUCAGCUAAGCAGCCUGAUAUCACACCAGAGAACACACACAGGCGAGAAACCUUAUAGCUGUUCUGAAUGUGGGAAGAGUUUUACUCAGCUAAGCAGCCUGAUAUCACACCAGAGAACACACACAGGAGAGAAACCUUAUAGCUGUGAUGAAUGUGGGAAGAUGUUUACUAGGUCUAGCAAUCUGACUCUACACCAGAGAAUACAUACAGGAGAGAAACCUUUCAGCUGUACUCAAUGUGGGAAGAGUUUUACUAAGCUAAGCAACCUCAUAUCACACCAGAGAACACACACAGGAGAGAAACCCUAUAGCUGUGAUCAAUGUGGGAAGAGUUUUGUUCAAUCUAGCUAUCUGAAGAUACACCAGAGAACACACACAGGAGAGAAACCUUUUAGCUGUACUCAAUGUGGGAAGAGUUUUAUUUCAUCUAGCCUUCUGACAGUACACCAGAGAACACACACAGGAGAGAAAUCUUAUAGCUGUAAUCAAUGUGUGAAGAGUUUUGCGACAUCUGGGCAGCUGACAAUACACCAGAGAACACACACACAAUAGAAAUAUUUUAGCUCUAAUUGAUGUGGGAAGAGUUGUACUCGGUUAAACAGCCUGAUAUGACACCAGAGAACACACAGGAGAGAAAUAUCUUAGCUGUAAUCAAUGUGGGAAGAGAUACUCUGAUAAAUGUUAUCUGAUCAAACAUCAGAAAAUACAUGGAGUUGUUUCAUGAUAUCAAUGAAAUCAUGUCACAAUGUAGAAUGUUUUAACAUUGUAGCAGGAGUAUUUUAAUGAUGUCACAAUGUAGAAGCCUAAAUGUUUGCCCCUUUAUCAAUUGAUUUCAACAUGAUAUAGAUAUUAGCCUCAGGGGAAAAAUCCAGGCUCAGAAUUGAAAGUUGAGUUGUGUUACACUUACCACGUUGAUGACCGACUUGAAUCAAAAUGCAACACUCCAAAAUGUAGCUAGCUGUUUUCUUAAAAUUGUCCUCUAUCCAGUGAUGUACACAUUUCUCCCAGAUUCCGUGUGGUUUUUGAGCUGUUAGUUUUAACCGGACUUGCAACCUCAUCUCCCUCCUUUCGCAGUUGAUUUCAACAGAUGAGUUAUGACACAUAAGUGUUGCAUUCCAUUGUUUAGCGACCCCUAAAUUUAAAUGCAUCACUCCAAAAUGUAGCUGACUGUCUUCUGCAGGUUGUCCUCUAACCAGCGAGGUAAAAGAUAUCUCAAAUUUCCAUGUGUUUUUUAGUUGUGUUAGUUUCAACAGCCCGUACAACCUAGUCGAUAUUAGUGAUGUAUUGCUACUUGUCAAAACAACAACGUUUCUGGUGCUUGUGCAGUUUAUAUGGUGCUUGUUUAAACAAAUACAAGUAAUAUGAUUAUUGUGGCAGAUGUUUGUGGAUAUUGCACAUUUUAUGUUUAGGUUUUCAAUUCAUCCCAAACUGUUUCUGCAUAUUAGUUAUUGAUUUGGACAGGUUAAAACUGUGGUUUGACAUCGGGAUAUCCUACCUAGCAAAAUGUCAUUGAAAAGAUGUUGAAAAUAAGACUAUGCCCGUUUUUUCAGUGACUUGAAAAUAACUUAAUUUCAACUUACUUGCAGGUAGCCUAGUGGUUAGAGCGUUGGGCCGUCAUUGUCAGCCAGAAUUAGUUCUUAACUGAUUUAUUUACAUUGACGGCCUACCAGGGUAUAAUAAAUUGGUCUAUAAUCAAUUUUAUUAACAAUCUUACAUCACUCCAGUAUUUCUUGGCAACGCUCAAGUGUCAAUUGUCUUUAUUCCACUACUGAUGAAGCAUGACUCAAAUCACCUCAUAUUUCAAACAUCCAGCCUGACAAAAGAUACAUGUUUUAUUAUUCCAUGCCUCACCAUCAAGUUAAUUAUUGCCAAUUGUGCUGCCAUCCUGUUAGAAGGUAACAGAGCAGCUACAAACAACGCUACGGUGCAGGUCUUUCAAUGUAGUUAUUUCUUGUCACGCUUCAGCCUUGGAAAAUAUUUGUUUGUAAGUUCGAUUCAAGCAUUUAGCUAAUGAUGAUAAUCUUGUCAUUGAUAGAGUUGCUUACAUAUUAAUGUUGGUUGGUUGCAUUUACUCACAAAUAGCAAUGCCUUUCAUGUAUGUCGUUAGCUGUAUUACUUUGCUCGUGGGUCAUGCAAGCGAAUUGUAAAAUAUACAAUACUGUAGUUUUGUUACUGUUUCUAGUGUAAAUGCUUUGUUAUUCUACAUAAAUGGUUGUACAUUAUUAGAGUAAUGAAAGGAGCCAAUUACCAUAUGAGUAACAAUUAGCUAUAUGGUUUGGCAUCAUGCCAGAUGCAUGGUACCGCGUGCUUUGUAUUUAUGCAACUUCAAAUGUAUAAUGUACAGCUACAUUAUGUCGGUGUGAAUUGAAUACUAAAGUAUAUUAUUUUCUGUAUUUUGCAGUUUCACAACAUAAACGUUUUCAAUAUAUUCAUUAAAGAAAAGUCA
This is a messenger RNA of Oncorhynchus kisutch (coho salmon), 3168 nucleotides long. RefSeq names its product zinc finger protein 501-like. NCBI's taxonomy places the organism in Eukaryota, Metazoa, Chordata, Actinopteri, Salmoniformes, Salmonidae. The coding region runs from base 87 to 1274 and encodes 395 amino acids. The record is from RefSeq and is a predicted model, not a curated record. The transcript has 2 exons. Gene Ontology annotation, biological process: regulation of transcription by RNA polymerase II. Gene Ontology annotation, molecular function: DNA-binding transcription factor activity, RNA polymerase II-specific; RNA polymerase II transcription regulatory region sequence-specific DNA binding. Gene Ontology annotation, cellular component: nucleus.